This is a messenger RNA of Lactuca sativa (garden lettuce), 1716 nucleotides long. RefSeq lists its product as uncharacterized. Gene Ontology annotation, molecular function: protein dimerization activity. NCBI's taxonomy places the organism in Eukaryota, Viridiplantae, Streptophyta, Magnoliopsida, Asterales, Asteraceae. The record is from RefSeq and is a predicted model, not a curated record.
AUGAUUAAAGAUCCGUCCAAGCUACAACGAAUUUCGAACAAGGUGAAAGAAGCUGAGAGCGGAGGUGUAUCAAGAACUUUAAAAAAUUCAAUCAUUUCAAAAAAUUCAGCAUCAAAAAGACGACUUGAGGAAGCUUUUGGUGUCAUGGAGCGGAAUAUAGUGGACAUCAAAAUCAUGAGAGGCUUGUGUGCUAAUGGUAUCCCAUUCAAUGUCUUGCGGAAUCCUCAAUUCAUUGAGAUGAUACAAGCCAUCAAGAAGUCACCGGAUGGAUAUAAACCUCCAUCUAGUGAAAAAGCAAGAAUCGUCUUGCUAGAUGAGUGUGUGAGAGAUAUUGAUAAAGAACUAAUACCGGUAAAAGACACUUGGUACACUCAAGGUGUUUCGAUUAUUUCGGAUGGAUGGUCUAAUGUCAAACACAAGCCACUUCUCAAUGUUGUUGCCGUCAAUGCUCGUGGUGCGGUGUUUAUGUAUGCGGAAGAUUAUUCGGGGGUUGAGAAAACGGGAGUGGCGAUUUCCAAGUUUCUAACAGGAGCAAUUGAAGCUGUUGGUCCAAGUAGUGUCUUACAAGUGGUGACGGACAAUGCGGCUAAUUGCAAAGCUGCCGGACGCGAGAUCGAAAAGGUAUUCAAACAUAUCUUUUGGUCACCUUGUUGUGUUCAUAGUUUAAACUUGAUUUUUAAAGAUAUGGCACAAGAAUUUUAUUGGAUGAGUGAUACCUAUAAGAGAGGAAAAGCAAUUGUGAAAUACUUUAUUAACCACACUCAUGCCUUGUCGAUGUUUCGUGAAAAUUCAAAACUAGAUUUAUUAAAGGUGGCUAGAACUCGGUUUGCUUCACACUAUAUUCUUUUAAAAAGAAUUAUGGAGUGUAGGGAGGCUCUUGCCACAAUUAUAGUCCUUAAUUCUUGGAGAGAUUGGGUUAAAUGUGGGGAUGAAAAUACGAGAAUUAAUGGGGCAAAAGUAUGUGAUACAAUUAAAGAUGAUUCGUUUUGGGAUGAUGUUGAAAGCAUUUUGGCUAUCACUAAACCCAUCUUUCUUCUUAUAAAGUUUUGUGAUGGUGAAGGCCCUAAAAUGGGUGAGAUUUAUGAGAGGAUGGAUAACAUGAUGGGGGAAAUCAAAUACAUAAUGCAGGAAAGCGAUAUCUUCAAAAAAAUGGCACCCGGUGGUAUGCAAAGGAAACCACCAAAUCUUGACAAAGAGGUUAUGCAAGGUGUCAUGGAAUCCUUCAAUAGAUUUUCUGAAAAUGAAGAGGAGGGACGAUUGUUACGAGAGCAAUUCGUAACAUUUCAUAUGAAGAAGGGUAUCUACUCUAUGGCAGAAACACAAACGGAUGCUUUGACAAUGGAUCCAAUAGAUUGGUGGUCAACCUAUGGAGCCGAAACCCCGGAUUUGGCCUUGUUGGCAAAGAAGGUACUUUCACAACCUAUUAGUAGCUCUUCUGCGGAAAGGAAUUGGAGUACUUAUUCUUAUAUUCAUAAUGUGAAAAGAAACCGGUUGAAUGAAAAAAGAGCCGAUAAAUUGGUUUACAUUCACUCAAACAUUCGACUCCUAUCUCGUUUCCACGAAUCAUACAAAUCCGGCCCAAACAAAAAGUGGGACAUCAAUCCCGAAAGCACUUACAUUGAAGGCUCGAGUUCACGAUUAGAUGACAUGCUUUGGGAGUGCUUAGAUGAAGAGGAUUUGGAGAAUGGACAAGGAAAAAAGCAGCGGGUUGAUUGA